Ipomoea nil (Japanese morning glory) is the source of this 1635-nucleotide messenger RNA. RefSeq lists its product as uncharacterized. Bases 1 to 1635 code for a protein of 544 amino acids. The record is from RefSeq and is a predicted model, not a curated record. NCBI's taxonomy places the organism in Eukaryota, Viridiplantae, Streptophyta, Magnoliopsida, Solanales, Convolvulaceae. The transcript has a single exon.
AUGAACACCGGAACUAAUUCAGCCGGAAUCGGAAACACAUCUCCAAAUCAGAACACGGCGAGUCAAGGUCCGAAUCUGCGAGGAGAUGAAGUCAAUGAUCCAAUCUACCUUCACGUGACUGAGAAUCCUAACCUGAUUCUCGUUUCUCCUCCUCUGACGGAGCUCAACUAUGCUUCAUGGAGCAGAUCUAUGAAGAUAGCCUUGCAAGUGAAGAACAAGUUUGGUCUAGUUGAUGGCUCAGUACCUUGUCCAGAACAGUCAGACUCCAGAUUUGCUACCUGGACCAGAUGCAACAAAAUUGUGUGUCCGUGGAUCCUUAGAUCCGUUAACUCCACCAUCGCUGAGACAGUCCUCUAUUAUGAGAAGGCAGAAGAUAUUUGGAUCAAGCUCAGAGAUAGAUACUCACAAACUGAUCCACAUAGGAUAGCUGAACUGCAGAAUGAAAUAUACAAGAAUACUCAAGGUAACAACUCUAUAAAUGAAUAUUUUAUAAAGUGCAAUGCUCUAUGGGAGCAGAUGAAGGCAAUGAGGCCUCUGCCAGUGUGUGAAUGUAACCCUAGAUGUUCAUGCAAGCUGCUAAGCAAGAUACAAAAGGAGAAAGAGGAUGAUCAGGUUAUCAGGUUCUUAGAGGGAUUGAAUGAUGAGUUUGAAUCUAUAAAAUCAGGAGUCCUAAUCAUGGAUCCAAUCCCAACCAUGGAGAAAGUCCUUAAUAUGGCUCUGAAAGUGGAAAGGAAAAUAAAUGGAUCUCUCAAUCAAAGGAACACUGAAGUGGUUCAAUCCAAUGCAGUCCAGAACACUCAAGGACAGUCCACAGAAGACAGUGGAACUGUGGCCUUCUCUGCUUCAAAUAACAAGAAGAAAUUUGGCAACAAUGGUGGAAAGAAUGUGGCCAAGUGCACAUACUGCAACAUGAGUGGCCAUACUGUUGAGAAAUGCUUUAAGAAGCAUGGUUAUCCUCCUGGUUGGAUACCAGGAUACAAGUCUAGAAACAGGCAAAGCCAAGAUGCUCAGAACAAUGCUGUCAAUCAGAUUGGGGACAUAGGGCUAUCUGCUGAGCAAUUCCAGAGACUUGUGAGUCUAUUACAUGGUCAGAACCAAGAGAAACCAGCCUCCUCAAAUGCAGCCAUAACAAUGAACAACUAUGAAAAGAAAUCAGGAUCUAAUGAAGGCAUGUUCAUUUCUGAUCCCCACAUUAAUAAUGUCAUAUCUUCUUCUGCUAUAUGGAUUCUAGAUUCAGGUGCUACUGAUCACAUUACUUGCUCAUUAGACUAUUUUGAAAGGUAUCACAGAGUUUGUGGAGUUUCUGUGAAAUUGCCCAAUGGAGGAAUAGUAAGUGUGACACAUAUAGGUGAUAUCAGACUGCAGUUAAACCUAGUGUUAAACAAUGUGUUGUUUAUUCCUUCAUUCACAUUCAAUAUUAUCUCUGCUAGCAAGUUAACCAAACAAGGGGCCUGUAAAAUCAUAAUGAAUACUGAUUCCUGUAACAUUCAGGGUCCUUUUGGGAUGAUGGAUGGUUUUGCUGAACAAAGGAAUGGCUUAUAUGUGAUCACUGAUCCACCAAAGAGAAAGAACUAUCAGAUUGAUGAGAUGAUGAAAUGUAAUGGUGUAUUUUGCAUUUAUGGCAUUAUAGGUUAG